GGGUCGGGCGGGAGGGGAGGAGACCGUGGAGCAGCCAAUGGGAGUGCAGCCCAUCAGCUGACCGCUUUUGCUUACACCAGGUGCACGCCGGCUGCGGGGAGCACAAAGCGGGGCGCACCGAGGGCGCCGGCAGCUAGCCGGUGAGCCAAGCGAGGCCCGUGCGCCCGCGCCUGCAGCGCCCUCCGGGCGGGGAGAGGGGCCGCCGGCGUCUGUGCCGGCAGCAGCAUCCGCGCGGUGGCCUCUCUAGGCGUCCCGGACGCCCUCCUUUGGACCUGGACACUCGCUGCCCCGCUGUCAGCAUCCCGCGUCUACCCUUUAUCCCAAUCCUGCCUGCCUCUGCCCGGCCCCCGAGAGCCGGAUUGAGCCCAGGCCCGCGCAGCAGCUGUUGCUCGUGUUACUGCCUCGCUUCGCGUCUUGGUGCUCUGCCGCGAGCCCCCUAAGGAGCCAGUGCCUGUGGGUUUGGAGGGAGGUGCCGCUCAGCCGGUCUUCCUCCUUCUCCUCUUCCUCCUGCUGCCGCCUCCGGUGCCUGGUCCGUGCGCACCCCGACACCCCUGCCAGCCGGGCCUCGGGGCACAUCUCCAGACUUUGAUUUGGCUGAAAUAACUUAUGCCAUAGAGCUGUGCACAUGCCUGGAAUUGAGAGAUACAGGUAAAGAGACUCCAGAUUGCUUCCUGCCUUUUGAGACUCCAGGAAAUCAUCCCUUCAGACUCUGGAAUUCUACAGUUUUCAACAGAGACUUUGCUUAAAUGUUUACAUUUUUUGCUUGCUGUCUUUCAUACCACUAUAUAGUGCUCGUGUUUUGUUAAAACUUAACAAUUGUCAGGAGUUCAACUUGCUUGGCAAGCCAGCAUGGCUAGGAUGAGCUUUGUUUUAGCAGCUUACCAGACGGUGCUGAGCUUGCUGACUUCAUUAACUGGGUCUUCCCUACAAAGCAGUGAGUGUCCACAACUUUGUGUAUGUGAAAUUAGGCCCUGGUUUACCCCUCAGUCAACAUACAGAGAAGCCACCACUGUUGACUGUAAUGAUCUCCGCUUAACAAGGAUUCCCAGCAACCUUUCCAGUGACACUCAAGUGCUUCUCUUACAGAGCAAUAACAUCGCCAAGACUGUGGAUGAGCUACAGCAGCUUUUCAACCUGACAGAGCUAGAUUUCUCCCAAAACAACUUUACAAAUAUUAAGGAGGUAGGGCUAGCAAACCUGACCCAGCUCACCACUCUACAUCUGGAGGAAAAUCAGAUUACGGAAAUGAAUGAUUAUUGUCUACAAGACCUCAGCAACCUUCAAGAACUCUACAUCAACCAUAACCAGAUUAGCACUAUUUCUGCCAAUGCUUUUUCAGGCUUAAAAAAUCUUUUAAGGCUCCACCUGAAUUCCAACAAAUUGAAAGUGAUCGAUAGCCGCUGGUUUGAUUCCACACCCAACCUGGAAAUUCUCAUGAUUGGGGAAAACCCCGUGAUUGGAAUUCUGGAUAUGAACUUCAAACCUCUCUCAAAUUUGAGAAGCUUAGUUUUGGCCGGAAUGUAUCUCACUGAUAUUCCUGGAAAUGCCUUGGUGGGCUUGGAUAGCCUCGAGAGUCUGUCAUUUUAUGAUAACAAACUGGUCAAAGUCCCUCAACUUGCCCUGCAAAAAGUUCCUAACUUGAAAUUCUUAGACCUCAACAAAAACCCCAUCCACAAAAUCCAGGAAGGGGACUUCAAAAAUAUGCUUCGGUUAAAAGAACUGGGGAUCAACAAUAUGGGGGAGCUCGUUUCUGUGGAUCGCUAUGCCCUGGAUAACUUGCCUGAACUCACAAAGUUAGAAGCCACCAAUAACCCCAAAUUAUCUUACAUCCACCGCUUGGCUUUUCGAAGUGUUCCUGCCCUAGAGAGCUUGAUGUUGAACAACAACGCUCUGAAUGCCGUUUAUCAAAAGACAGUAGAAUCCCUUCCUAAUCUGCGUGAGAUCAGUAUCCACAGCAAUCCCCUGAGGUGUGACUGUGUCAUCCACUGGAUUAACUCUAAUAAGACAAACAUCCGCUUCAUGGAGCCCUUGUCUAUGUUCUGUGCCAUGCCACCUGAAUACAGAGGGCAACAGGUAAAGGAAGUUUUAAUCCAGGAUUCCAAUGAGCAGUGCCUCCCAAUGAUAUCUCAUGACACAUUUCCAAAUCAUUUAAACAUGGAUAUCGGCACAACAGUUUUCCUAGAUUGUCGGGCCAUGGCUGAGCCAGAACCUGAAAUAUACUGGGUCACUCCCCUGGGGAAUAAGAUAACUGUGGAAACCCUUUCAGACAAAUAUAAGCUAAGUAGUGAAGGUACAUUGGAAAUAUCUAAAAUACAGAUUGAAGACUCAGGAAGAUACACUUGUGUUGCCCAGAAUGUGGAAGGGGCAGACACUCGAGUGGUGAUGAUUAAGGUUAAUGGAACCCUUCUGGAUGGUACACAGGUGCUGAAAAUAUAUGUCAAGCAGACAGAAUCUCAUUCCAUUUUAGUGUCCUGGAAAGUCAAUUCCAAUGUCAUGACGUCAAACUUAAAAUGGUCAUCUGCCACCAUGAAGAUUGACAACCCCCACAUAACAUACACUGCCAGGGUCCCGGUGGAUGUUCACGAAUACAACCUAACACAUCUGCAGCCUUCCACAGAUUAUGAAGUGUGUCUCACAGUGUCCAAUAUUCAUCAGCAGACUCAAAAGUCAUGUGUUAAUGUCACAACCAAAAAUGCUGCCUUUGCGCUGGACAUUUCUGAUCAAGAAACCAGUACAGCCCUUGCUGCAGUAAUGGGGUCCAUGUUUGCCGUCAUUAGCCUUGCGUCCAUUGCUGUGUAUGUUGCCAAAAGAUUUAAGAGGAAAAACUACCAUCAUUCAUUAAAAAAGUAUAUGCAAAAAACCUCUUCCAUCCCACUAAAUGAGCUGUACCCACCGCUCAUUAACCUCUGGGAAGGUGACAGCGAGAAAGACAAAGAUGGUACUGCAGACACCAAGCCAACCCAAGUUGACACAUCCAGAAGCUAUUACAUGUGGUAACUCAGUGGAUAUUUUGCUUCUGGUAGUAAGGAGCACAAAGACGUUUUUGCUUUAUUCUGCAAAAGUAACAAGUUGAAGACUUUUGUAUUUUUGACUUUGCUAGUUUGUGGCAGAGUGGAGAGGAUGGGUGGAUAUUUCAAAUUUUUUUAGUAUAGCGUAUCGCAAGGGUUUGACACAGCUGGCAGCGUCUCUAGGCUUCCAGUUUGUGUUUGGUUUUUAUUCUUAUCAUUAUUAUGAUUAUGGUUAUUAUAUUAUUAUUAUUAUUAUUUUGUUUUAGUUGUUGUGCUAAACUCAAUAAUGCUGUUCUAACUACAAUGCUCAAUAAAAUGAUUAAUGACAGGUUGGGGUUCCCCUGUGCUUUUACCAGUAGCAUGACCCCUUCUUCUGAAGCCAUCAGCAGACAGUACCGUGUCCUCCAAAAAGCUAACACAAGGUUGCGAAGCAGCAUUGAAAUUUCUGUAGCAAUCUGGUCUAUAGACUUUUAACUCAAGAAGCUAAGGCUAGACUUGUUACCUUUGUUGAAUGAUGUUAGUUGACUGUACUGUAAUGUUGUAUCAACUAAAUUGAAUGUUUGCUUUUGAACAACAACUUUUCUUUUUGUAAUAGUUAAAAAGCUUAGAACAAGCUAACAGGCAAUAGAAAUAUGUAUAUCAGAUUUUUUAUGUAACAAACUACAUGUUAAUUGUUACCUUAUUCUUUUUAUCUUUAGUAGACACUUUUAAAAAAAAAAGACAAUAAUUUUGUUGUGUUUAACUCACCAACAUGUGGUGUAUAAUGAAGACAGAACUAUAAUAAAUUAGUUUUGUUCUGAUUUUUUAGAACACUUGCAAUAAUGUAUCAUUUAUAGUUCUUGCUAGUUGCAGUGGUGAUAUUUUUCACAUCCCUAAAAACAACCACCAAAAUAAACUACGGACAGCAUGUUGCUUUUUGAAACUAGGCCUAAAAAAUUUUGAUUUCUUUUUCUAAAGGAAGAAAUAAAUAUUUUAAUGAAAAGGAUUUCUAUAUUUUAAAUAUUACUGAUGAGACCUAAUGGAAGGGAAAGUUCAUAUGAAGAAAAAAGGUAUAUUACUGUAUCCCAUAUAGAGCUAAAUGUAGCAAAAGACACAGAUACAUUGGCUGUGUCACAUUCCUUCUCUGUAAGGGUCUUGUUAAAAAUCUGAUAUUUUUUUAAGUAGUAGUCAUAUUCCCCAUCAGUCUAAAACAUAAGUUCCAAAGUGUAUUGCAUGUUAUUCCUUUAACAGCUGUCAUUCUGCCUAGGUACAUAAUAAUCCAUAUAUCAGUGGGGAGAUAUCUACUGAGAAAAGUAAGUGAUUAAUAGAAGAGAGAACAACUUCCCCACAAUUGGCAUUUUACAUCCAAAUAAUAUGUAUAAACAGUUUUGCAGAAUAAUGUGUUUCCCGAAUAACGUGUGUGAAAUUUAGAACAGAAGGAGCCAGAUUUAGGUAGGAGGCCAGAUCCACAAAGUAGGGGAGGGGAAAGAUUUAAAGGUAUAGUUAGAGGAAGGAGGACCCACUUGCAGAUGCAGAUUGAUACAGCAGAGAAAUGUUUUUAAAAGACUGUUCCAGCUGGCACCUGCUCCCAGAGACAUGCUGUCACACCAGGAACGAUGAGAUUGUAGAAAGAAAUUGAGAGCAAGCCGGUGCCAGCUGAGCAAAAGCAAGGGAAAGGGAGAACGAAGUGCAGGUGAGGAAGGAUGAAGGAUUUCUUUGUAAAAUUCCUUUUCUGUGUGUGUGAAUCUCUUAGAAAAAAAUCGUCACCUUCCUUCCCAUAGUGUCUACUGUGUAGAAGAGAAGUUCAAAUGCUGAAGCAAGUGAGCUGCAUAGAAAAACACAGAGUAUCUGAAUAAGAGCAUCUGUUUCCACAGCCUUCAUUUGUUGGCAGAAAAACUGGGGCCCAGAGAAGGAUUGUAACGUGCCCUGGUCAGACUUUUAUCCAUGGAGAAGGCUGCCUCCAUCUGUUGCUCUGGGACCAGCAGCCUUCUAGACUACGGUGCAGAGCUUCUCUUUUACAGUUCUCACAACCUCUGGUGCCCUUGCUUCACAAUGGCCUUGUAGCUUCAAGUUCCCAUUUAUUCAGGACAUGCUUUAGCACAAGGGCAAACGAAAGGGUCAGGAAAGCUUCUGCCUCACGGGUAUUUGCCUGUUACAUGUAGGAUACACCAGGGACUAGAGAUGCUUUGGAUGCAGCCUUGGUUGGGGAGGGUUUCCUGCUGGGGACUCUUGUCUUCAAAUAUCUACAAAGAGUAAUGGACUACCCAACAAAUUCUUCUGCUAAUUCUGCAAACUGUGAAAGGAGAAUGAUGCCAAAGCAUUAGGCCCAGACCAGGGAGGAAGCAUUGUUUAUCCCAUACAGCAAUGACUUGAACCUGGCACAUAAUCAGCACUCGGAUAUUAGUGCCGUAAAUGAAAAAACCACCACCACAACAACAAUGACAAAACUACUUCCCUAUUCUGGAUAUGUAACAAGGGAUCGCAAGAGUCGGACACGACUUAGCGACUAAACCACCACCACCACCACCAAUAAGCAGCAGGAAAUCCGAGUGUUUUUUGCCAACUAUCUUCUGCCAGGUCAGUUUGGGGGUAAAACCCUUUAACUCCUUCUCCAAUAAAAUAUUUGAGCUUCUUUUUCCUUGUCCGUGCUACUUGGUUUGGUUUUCAGUCGAGAGAAAGCAAAAUAGUAUAGUACUUUUUUUUACCCUAACCAAGUAUUUUCUCAUUUGUACUUAAUUUAAUUUGAUAGUUAGACAGCCAGUGAAAUUAGACAUCAAACUAGGUCUUGAUUGGUAAUGGAAGUUAUAUCACCUUUACCAAUGAAGUGACUAUUAUAGGUCACUUUCUAAUUUCAUAUUUUUCUCUUUCACUUCCUGCACCCUCAGGGCAUAUAAUGUUUCUCUAACUUGAUUUUACAAGGUUAUUUUUGGAUCAGUUUCUCAAAACAGGCAUUCCCAAAUUUGCCUAAUUGAACUGAUGCCAUGAAUAUAAAAACAAAUGCAAUGCUUGAUUAUCAAAUUAUCUAAUUUGCCUGUGUGAUUGGCCAAAAGGUAUUAUAUCCAUUCUUUCACAAACAAACAAUACUGAAAUCUGUUAUCUUCUCUUAUGUGGUUUGCUAUUUAUUCAUUCAUUUAUUUGCUAAGGACACCAUGAUCAGUCCUUUACUUGGUGUUUGCUUUCUAUCUCUGUAGUCAUGUGCCAGGGCAUUUUCUUUUCUUCAUUACUGGGGAAAAAAUUUUCACAUCCCUAACAUUUUGCCAGGAAAACCAUACUUUCUGCUUUUCUAUUCACUGAAAAGGGGAGUUUAACUACUUCUGAUGCAUUCUAAAUACAACUGAAAAAUGCUUUCUUCACCUAAGUUCUGUCGCUCUCACUCUGCUGGCAAAUAGACUUUUUAAAAAUUGUUAUUCAUAAGGGAUUACCUGCAGGGAAAAUGUCUCUUAAAAGACUUUGACAAUCACCAUUCAUCCAGAGUUCUGGAAUUAUUUUGACCUAGAAUCCCUGCCGGACUUGAUCUAAUCUGGUGUUGGCAAGAUCUCUGCUCUGCCUCCCUUGCAGUGAUACCAGCUCCUUCACUCUGUACUCCAAAUCAGGAACUUAGGGUACAUGGUAAGAAUAAGGAGAUAGCAAGGGAGUGCUUUAUUUUUGUACCUGCUUAUUCAGCAUUGCCCAGCACAGGUUGAGAGAACUAAAUGGAUGUCUAGUAUUGUAGAGCUCCUCAGACACUUGAUGGUACUAAUAUGACUAGUACAUAGCAUUUCCCAGUCAUUUCACCAUUAGGAUAUUUCAGGCUACUAUUCUGUAUUACAGAUCCUGAGAAUUUGAGGAUUUAAUUUAAUCUCCAAAAUAGUCCCGAUAAACUGGGUUUUUAUUCUUCACAAUUUUAUAGAAAAGACAACCAAGGCCCAUUUGCUGUUGUUCAGUCACUAACUCGUGUCCAGGUCUUUGCAACCCCACAGACUGCAGAAUGCCAGGCUCUUCUUUCCUCCACUAUGUCCUAGAGUCUGCUCAGAUUUAUAUCCAUUGAGCUAGUAAUGCUAUGUAACCAUCUCCUCCUCUGCUGGUCCUUUCUCUUUUUGCCUGACACCAUUCAGUUCUGUAAGUGGGUGACCAGGAUGGGGCCCUUCACUUCCAGUCUCCUCCACAUCCACCUGGCACCCUUCUAAGGUGGAAGGGGGAGCAUCUACCAAAGGAGAGGCUGGAGGUCACAAGCAUGUGGAAGGAGGCAGACAAAGCACAUACGGAGCAUUCAUGGGAGAUGGCUCUGCAAACUUAAUAUCUUAAAGUUCUUCUCUCUUCCCCUCUAAAGCUCUGUGCUAGGAAUUUCUGAGAUACCCAUCAAAACUAUGUUCACAUGAGGCUUAACUUUAAUUCUAACCUUCAAUUUUCCUAUAAUCUCUCUGUUACAUGCUCAGAAAAUUUUAAAGAUUGUGUGGAAGAAAUUCCAAGCUCCUCCUUUCCUUAGCAGAAAAUCAUGGAAGGUGUAUGUAAAGUUAGUAACAAACUCAGUCUUUAGCUCUGAAGCUUAAAGAGGGAAAUGUGGAAUUCCUAUAACUGGAAGGGUGUGUCUGACAUACUUGGAAAAAAAUGGGUUUUGUAUAACCACCAAGUUUAUGGAAUUGGUGAGAUCUUUUUAUUCAGGGAUUUCUCUGUUCCCUAGGGGAAAAAAAGUAUCCAGAGGCUGAAAGACAUUAAAAGGAUGCCUUGAUUUCUUGUUUUUAAUAAAUGUGAUAGCCUUCUUGACAUACUCGAGUUUUGUCAGUUGCAUACUACUUAAUAUGAAGCAAGGCCCGUUUCACUCCCUUCAUGAAAGUAGCUCUCAGUACAGAGUGGGUCAGACCGUGCAGUCCUCCUCUUUGCACCUUGGCUUUCCUUUCUCUCCCAUAAGAUUAAACUGACAAGGUAAAUUUCAGCCUGGGCCCUGAUAAAAUGGUCAUGAAUUCUUAAUUAGCAGAUUGCCCUGAAUUAAGCAGCAUUUUAAUGCAUCAGUCUGCUCCUUAGCAUGUCUCACUAAUACAAACAAGACAGGAUGGUCCUGGAGGGAAGAAGACCAAAUGUACAGUGGUGACUUAUGAAGGAAGAAGGAGGGAAAAACAUUUUUUUCUGUAUGUAGCCCUCUACUAGGAGCUUCGUGUGGAUUAUUUACGUUUAAUCCUUUUAAUUGACCCUCCUCCCCCAGGUAGUGGGUACAGGGCAGGUAGCAUUGUCCCUCCACUAGAGAGGAGAAAAAUGAAUACUCAACCUCAAAAAUGCAAGCAAUUUACCUGAAAUCAUACAGCUUCUAAGAAGGAGAACUUAAACUCAAGAUUUAUAUAAAUAAAACUUGCAGUGUUUCCAUUAUAAAAUGGUCUGCAAGCUAAAUCUGGACCAGGAGUGGAGAACACUGAGCCCAAAAGCCAAUUUGGCACUUGAGACAGAAGGGAAAAUGGAGCAAAAGGAGGCACUGCCCAGCAGUGAGGCCUCAGAGUACCGGGAUCUAAUUUAAGACCCAAACUUGAGAUCAGUAUACAGAAAUAACAGUCAGCCAGAGAGAGGAAAAAGUAAAGGACUAUUUGUGAUAGUAAGUCCAUACAAUCAGAUGGAAGACACUGAAGCUGAAGAAGAAAAAACAAUUUAAAAAAAAGGCAGGGGGCGAUGGAUAGGGGUAGAACUUGGAGUAGAUGCCAUAUUUUGCCAUAUACUGAGCACUUACGCUCCAGAUAUUGUACUUAUCACUUGACUCAUAUUAUCUCAUGUAAUCUUUAACAGCUUUAUGAAGUGGUUAUUUUUAUGAAAUGCAUAUAUACUAUUUUUCACAUGGAGAAACUGAGCCUCAGUUCAUCAGUCUUAAUUUGAAGUCAGAUCUGAAGCCAAGAGUUCAGCCCUGGCUGUGAGACUCUAAAGCCCAUGACUGACCGCUGAACUGUUUUUGUAGCUAAAAGCCACCCAGAGGACUGGGCUGGCCAGCUCCUUUGCUUGAUUGAUUUGGUUCUUCCCUGAGAGUGAGGAGCAAGAAAAAGGAUAGGUUUCAUGACCUUGUGAGGAUCUUGAAAGGACCUUUCCACAAAAGGUGUAUAAACAUGGGAUUAACGCCACAGACUUCUGGUAAGAAAAAAAACGCUGCCUCAUUCUUUUUCUUUUGUAACCCUUAAGGUUAGUCUCACAGUUUAAUCAUUUCCCUGCUCUGCCUUUUAAAGCUACACCACAUCAUUCAGAGCACAGAGAACACAGAUGCUUGAGUAAUCUAAUCUUAACUUUCUUGCAUAUCAUUCAGGGGGUGGGGGGAGGGAGGCCAUAGGGGGUGGAAAGGGAAGACAAACUCCCAGGGGACCCAUUAAGUGUUCUAGACUAAAUCCCAUAUCUUUGUGAUCUCAACAGACUUCAAUUUAAAAAUACAUUACUUUCUAUCUUAUAAGAAACAAAUUGGUUUAAAUACCUCUUGUUCUACUGAUGAAACUAUAAAAAAAGUCCACUAUGAACAGUAACUAAAAAUGUAUGCUCCUGUAUUAUUUUUCCUCUGAUUAGAAUAUGACACAUAACAAUGUUCUGUUUCACCAAAUUUUAUUCUAACUGGCUUAGAUGUGUGCACGACAUCUUAAGAUAGUCCUAUUUGCCAUUCAUUUUUAAAUAGUAAUUUUUUCCCUUCGAUUAUAACUGUAACAUACAUUCAUUAUAGAGUAUCUGGAGAAAAAUAGUAAGAAAAAAUAGUGUUUAUCAAAAUAACCAAGUGAGAUUUUGGUAUACUUUAGAAAAUCCUUUUUCCCCUCUGUGUGUAUAUUUAUAUAUGUAUAUAUACAACAAUUAUUAAAAUAUACAUCUUUAUGAAUAUAGAAUUUAGAAUCCUGGUAUAAAUGGUCUUGUAUAUUUUUUUUCCCUUCAUGCAAAAAAAUAGAGCAUCUUCUCAUAUUAUUUAUUAAAUUCUCAUGUAAA
Capra hircus (goat) is the source of this 9896-nucleotide messenger RNA. RefSeq names its product leucine rich repeat neuronal 1 (gene LRRN1). The record is from RefSeq and is a predicted model, not a curated record. Gene Ontology annotation, molecular function: protein binding. NCBI's taxonomy places the organism in Eukaryota, Metazoa, Chordata, Mammalia, Artiodactyla, Bovidae.